This is a messenger RNA of Malus domestica (apple), 1972 nucleotides long. RefSeq names its product cyclin-D3-1-like. Gene Ontology annotation, cellular component: cytoplasm; nucleus; cyclin-dependent protein kinase holoenzyme complex. Gene Ontology annotation, molecular function: cyclin-dependent protein serine/threonine kinase regulator activity. Lineage: Eukaryota; Viridiplantae; Streptophyta; Magnoliopsida; Rosales; Rosaceae. The record is from RefSeq and is a predicted model, not a curated record. Gene Ontology annotation, biological process: mitotic cell cycle phase transition; regulation of cyclin-dependent protein serine/threonine kinase activity.
UUUAUUUAGGCCUUGUAUAUGAGGUUGCUUUCAUGGGUCCGGCUUGAUGUGUGUGCCGUUACAUUUCUCCCCGCCAACGAAACGAAACAACACACCGAAAGCACAAAACAAAAAAGAAACAGUAGAAAGAAAGAAAAGAUUUUCCCAAAAUCCAAUAUAUUUAUACAAAAAAGAACAAGCGUGAAACCCACUCUGCUCUAUUUUCACUGUGUCUGCUGCUGCACCACUACACCACUACACCACAACCCAAAGCAAAAAAUACAGAGAUAGAGGGAGAGGGAGGGAGAGAGAGAGAGAGAGAGAGAGAGAGAGAGAGAGAUGGGUGUGAGAUUGAUGGGCUUUUCUUUUGUAUAAUGAGCAGAGGAGUAAAACCUCUUCUUCUCGGAAGAAGAUUGCAAUGAAUCACAACCAACACCGAAACCCACAAAGCCAUUCACUUUUGCUGGAUGCUUUGCUCUGUGAGGAGGACAAAUGGGAGGAGCACGACGACGACCAAGGAGAAGUAGUGGAACAAGAAGUGAGUAGUGGUGAGAACUACAACAACGGCGUCAGUGGGAAAAACCCAAACUGCCCUUCUCUGUUUCCCAUGCUCCUGUUGGAACAAGAUCUGUUCUGGGAAGAUGAGGAGCUUGUCUUUGUUUUUUCGAAAGAGGAGCUGCAACAGACGCAUUUCGCCAAACACUUGGAGAGCUUGGGGAAAGAGGAGUCGUUGAUCUCCAUGGCUCGCCGUGAAGCGGUGCUGUGGAUGCUCAAAGUGAAUUCCCAUUACGGGUUCACAGCCCUCACUGCAAUCCUAGCAGUUAACUACUUUGAUCGGUUCAUCUCAAGCCUCCAUUUCCAGGGAGACAAGCCGUGGAUGGUCAAGCUUGUGGCCGUCACUUGCCUCUCUCUGGCUGCCAAAGUGGAAGAAACCCAAGUUCCUCUGCUUUUAGACCUUCAAGUGGAGGACACAAAGUACUUUUUCGAGGCGAAAACGAUUCAGAGAAUGGAGAUUCUGGUGCUCUCAACUCUCCAAUGGCGGAUGCAUCCAGUGACCCCACUUUCGUUUGUCGACCACAUCUUAAGGAGGCUCGGAUUGAAAACCCACCUCCAUUGGGUGUUCCUCAAGCGCUGCGAGCGUCUCCUUCUCUCUGUAGUCGCCGAUUCGAGAUUCGUCGGUUAUUUGCCUUCUGUGUUGGCCACUGCAACAAUGAUGUGCGUUAUAGACCAGGUCGAGCCUUGGAAUGCCAUUGAAUACCAGAACCAGCUUCUUGGUGUUCUCAAAAUAAGCAAGGAAAAAGUGAACGACUGUUACAGUCAGAUACUCGACUAUGAUUACGCUUGCAGCAACACCACAACCAUCGCCACCGCCGCCACCGCCGCCACCGACAAACGCAAGCACGAUCAAAUCCCGGGCAGCCCAAGUGGAGUGAUUGAUGCAUAUUUCAGCUACGAUGAAAUCUCAAACGACUCGUGGGCACUGGGAUCAUCGGUUUCUUCGUCCCCAGAAGUACAUUUCAAGAGGGCUAGAAAUGCUGAAGCAGAAGAGAAAGAGAUGAAAUUGGCUUCACUCAAUAGGCUCUUUGUGGGUAUUAUUAGUAGCCCACCUUAAUUAAUCUCAUUAAUUAAUUUGUCUUCCUUUUUAAAAACCCAACAAAAUAAAAAAUAAAAAAAAAAACAUGGUUAUCAUGGCAAUUUCAUUUUGGUGAAAAUCUGAAGUGCUGAGCUGCUGCCGCCGCCGCCUUAGAAAUGUAUUUCUCUGGUUUAAUCAUGGCGCUGUGGGGAUUAUUUACUAUUAUUUGAUGGCAAAUUACAGCAAAAAGGAGGGGCAAGAUUGGGAAUUUAAUUGAGAAUUACUCUUUACAUGAAGUCUGCUUCUUUGUAAAAUUUUAUGGAGCACUCAUAUAUGUUCUUCAUUGUAUCUCUCUUGGAACCAUUUGGACAUAUAAUAUUAAUAAAUAAAUUUAAACACCAAUUUUGUUCGCUUGUGUCA